GAAAAAAUUUUCCUUCCGACAGAAAAAAUUUUUCCUUCCGACAGGAAAAAAUUUUCCAGUUGUCCGUCCGUAAACCAUUCAAAUUUUCGAAAAUUGAGAACUUUUUGGUCGAACUUCAGAAAAAAAUUUUCCAUCCGACAGGAAAAAUUUUUCCAUCCGACAGGAAAAAAUUUUCCUUCCAACAGGAAAAGUUCUUCCUUCCGACAGGACACAAACGAAUGUCUCACGUCCCUCUUCCUGAAUGCCUUCCAAAGCCAGAAGAACCGACAGCCCCAGCACCACAACAGACUUACUAA
Molecule: messenger RNA, 296 nt
Organism: Trichomonas vaginalis G3
Lineage: Eukaryota; Parabasalia; Trichomonadida; Trichomonadidae
Exons: 1
Source: RefSeq, a predicted model, not a curated record